Messenger RNA from Osmerus eperlanus (European smelt), 1894 nucleotides. RefSeq names its product phospholipid phosphatase 3 (gene plpp3). Gene Ontology annotation, cellular component: plasma membrane. Gene Ontology annotation, biological process: phospholipid metabolic process; signal transduction; phospholipid dephosphorylation. The transcript is spliced from 7 exons. Gene Ontology annotation, molecular function: phosphatidate phosphatase activity. Bases 506 to 1444 code for a protein of 312 amino acids. The record is from RefSeq and is a predicted model, not a curated record. NCBI's taxonomy places the organism in Eukaryota, Metazoa, Chordata, Actinopteri, Osmeriformes, Osmeridae.
GAGAUUACCGUCCGCUAGCCUAGGGAAGGGGGCAGAGCCUUGAGGCUGUAGAGGGAACUUGAAGAGAGAAGGGGGAGGAGGAGAGGAAGGAUUGAUAUAACAAGAGACGUUCUCUCCGCACGCAGAGCGCUAUUCUCUCUAGAAGCCUUUAAACGCACACUGAAAGGGAGCGGGCUUUCCAUUCAUUUCCAACGCAACAACUUUAUUUUCUUGUGUGCUGAACACGUAGUUAAAACUUGUUUACGUAGUUCAGAAUUGCAUUUACGACGUCAGCUGAGGAAGGCUUAUAGGUUUCUUCAAGUAAACUUAACCACGGACAGACGGCAUCGCUGCACCUUCGAUAACUUUGCAAAGACCUCUUUGAGUUGGGAACGGAGGUUUCCCGUAGAACCGAAUGACAUUUCUCGCGCUGGCUCGGCUUACAUAAAUACGGACCCAUUAGUAUAUUGUUUAUCAAUCUACCGCGGCGUGUGGGAUUUAAUUCUAAAGGAGAGGGAAUUCUCAAAUGCAAAAGUAUCUGUAUGAGAAAGCAAUGGCCCAAGAGACAAGAAACGGAGGGACCUCUUCAUUAAACAACAACAACGGUAUCGACAACAGCAAGAGGAAACUAUUAAUAGGGCUCGAUAUCUUCUGUCUUCUCAUCGUCAUGCUGCCCAGCCUGGUUCUGCAUCGCUCCUCUGUGCGCCCGUACCAGAGGGGCUUCUACUGCAGUGACUCCAGUCUGGGCUACCCCUUCAAGAGCAGCACCGUCCCCUCCUCCGUGCUCACUGCCGUGGGCCUGACACUGCCCUCGGUGUCCAUUGUGAUUGGGGAGUGCUACAGGAUCUACUACCUACGCGAGGGCACCAACUCCUUCAUAGGAAACCCCUAUGUUGCUGCUCUCUACAAGCAGGUGGGCGUGUUUAUCUUCGGCUGUGCGGUGAGUCAGUCGUUCACGGACAUCGCCAAGGUGUCGGUGGGACGCAUGCGACCUCACUUCCUGGAUGUGUGCAAGCCGGACUUCUCCACCAUCAACUGUUCCCUGGGUUACAUCACCACCUACCACUGCACAGGUCCUGAGAGCAAAGUGCAGGAGGCCAGGAAAUCCUUCUUCUCAGGACACGCCUCCUUCUCUAUGUUCACCAUGCUCUAUCUGUCGUUCUAUCUCCAGUCCAGGUUUACAUGGCGUGGGGCCCGCUUGCUCCGCCCCCUUCUUCAGUUCACCCUGCUGAUGAUGGCGUUCUACACCGGCCUAUCCCGGGUCUCCGAUCACAAGCACCACCCCACCGACGUACUGGCAGGCUUCGUACAGGGGGCCCUGGUGGCCUACUUCAUAGUGUUCUACGUGUCAGACCUGUUCAAGCCCCGGGUCAAACAGGCCACGCCCCCUCCCUCCCCCAUCAAGAAGGAGCUGCUACCCGCCUCCGACAUCAUCGAACGAAACAACCACCACAACAUGGUGUGAGGCCACGCCCCCUCCCCGCGACCGAGGAGCCAAUCACAGUGCUGCUCGCCUCCCCAUCGGACAGUAGAAUGUAGCGACGAGAGACUGUCUCUGCGCCUCACACGACACCUUGUUCCCUACCUAGUACACCGAGCCCCCCCCAGCCUAGUACACUUAGAUCCAGCCUAGUACGCUACCUAGGGAACAAGGUGUCGCCUGGGAUUCGCACACAGUGUCCACCCUCACUAUCCAGUCAUGAUUACCAUUAUGUUAACUGCUAUUCAUAUUUGAGCCCAUUUUGAGCAACAAGAGGGAGAGAGAGAGAGAGAAUUGGGAGAUAAAGAUAAAUGGAGUGAAAGAGGAUCAGACCGGCAGAGCAGACAGGAGAGACGUCAUCUCUCCUGGAACAGACGCUUUGUAACCACAGAAAGGGAAAAAGUGAAGAAAAAAAAAAAUAUAAAAAAAAAUAAA